Molecule: messenger RNA, 2012 nt
Organism: Bicyclus anynana (squinting bush brown)
Lineage: Eukaryota; Metazoa; Arthropoda; Insecta; Lepidoptera; Nymphalidae
Product: protein RCC2
Source: RefSeq, a predicted model, not a curated record
CACUUUUAAAAAUACUAUGAGAGCACGAAUGAUUUAUGGAUGGAAUAUUUUUUACACUGUUACAAUAAAUGUAGUGAUUAUAUACUCUUUGCUUAAUACUGAUUAUUAUCUGUGGUCAACCAACAAUAUUAAAACUAGUAUUCAUUUUGCAAUUAUUGCCAUUUCCGGAGUGUUUAAUAGUGUUGGAGGACGUAUUGGGAUUCCAGAAGCCCCGAAAGCCCUGAUUUAUCCGACUUAAUUCAGUUAAAAAACUAAAAAGAAAAUGUCUAACAGUCGUAAGAGAAGACCAGACACCCCUAUGAAAAAAGGAAGCCAAUUAAAAAGGUCAUGCAGACCAGAUUUGAUACCGUCUGAUGAUAGUGAAGAAUCUGAAUUAUCUCAACCUCAGUUUGACCACAUCCCUGAAGAAGAAAUGCCUAAAUUGCCUGAGGCACUUGUUCAAUCCUUUUACAAGCCUCCCGGAGUACUACUAAUGGCAGGGCUCGUUUCAUGGGAUUUAGUCGCAAAGCGAGAAAAUAAUCCCCUGAAGAUGACUCACCCGAACUUAUUUACGUUUCACAGAUUUUCCGAUAAGAGGUUUAGACUGAUAGUAAGCUGCUGUAGUGCUGGCCAUUCCGUUCUUGUAGCAGAAGAAGGAAUAGCUUAUGCUUUUGGUCGAAAUUCGUUUGGCCAACUCGGUUUGGCCGAUACUGAGACACGUAAUUACCCUACAAAAAUCCCAGCUCUAGAACAUCACAACAUCAUUAAUGCAGCUGUUGGAAAAAACCACUCGCUCUUUGUAACAGACAAACGACUGAUUUUUCUAUGUCAUAUAUUCACAGAAAAUAAGACUGUUAUUUUAAGAUUUUCUAUGUAAUAUCAUUUUAGUGAAGAAUUAUCUGAUAAAUCUGCAGUGAUAUCAGGGUGUCACGAAGCAUUUCUUAUUUAAAUUUUAAGUACCUGAAAUAUAAAAGAGCUCAUAAUACAAGUGUGUCACAGACAUGUAGCCUAGACAUUGUUUGUUACAUUAAUUUAUCUUCUUAUUUUUUAGCUUUUUAUUUUAAGGUUUUAUUGUAUAAUUGAACAAACCUAUAUUUUGUCGCCGUAAACUGGUUCACAGAACAAUUCUUAUUUUGUUUCACAGAAAAAAAAAAUAUAAAUAUAUUACAUUUUGACACUUAGAAAUAAUGUAAAAAAUAAUUAAUGUGAUACACCUAAUAGACAAAAUUUUAUUAAAGACAAACACACAAUUUUUAUUGUAAAUACUAUUAUUACGUAAUUUAAUGUAAGAAUAAGUUAAAAAAAAUAGGAUUCUUUUGAUUAUAAAAUUGCUUGUUGGUACCUAAAUGUUUUUUUAAUUAUUAAAAUGUAACCAAAUAAUGUUAUAAUUGGAGUCCAGUGAGCCAGCAAUUUAAAGAUAAUAAACAGUAUGAACAAGAUAUGACCUUCACUGCCUAACCGAAGAUUCUCAUUAGAUAUUAUAUAUCCAAACGCGUCUCAUACACGUAAAACGUACUUAUCUAAAUAUUUUCCUUCACCUUGUAAGAGAUGCAUUUAAAUAGGUUGCUUAUGUAUAGGUUAAUAAUUUAAUUAUUGAUAAGCAUAAAUUAAAAUUUUUAAUAAUUAAAAGGUCGGUGUUAUUAGUUAGUUUAUAAUGAGUGUAAUUUUUAAGAAUACAACACUUCCUGUCCUAUAGUCGACCAGCUCAAUCCACCUCUUAAAAUUAAUGUUUAUUAGUAUACGAUGGUACUUUAUUAAUAUAGCUCUGGAAUACACUAUAUUUACAACAAAUUAUUACUAAAGAUAAGUACUAAUAAUGAUAAAUAACCACAUAAAAACAGAAAUGUACGAACUUUGUGCAAUUUAUAAAUACAUACCUGUAAGUAUUUUCUACAAGUUUAAAGGUGAAAAGAUAUGGUUUAAUGAUUUCGGGUUUUCUAAUGUAAUAACAUUGUGUAACAUUUAAUACUUAAUUUAUAUAUAUAUGAAUACAUAAUUCAAGUCCACCGACAUAAUAAAUAAUUACACUAAAA